Acytostelium subglobosum LB1 is the source of this 630-nucleotide messenger RNA. RefSeq lists its product as hypothetical. Lineage: Eukaryota; Evosea; Eumycetozoa; Acytosteliales; Acytosteliaceae. The annotation marks the transcript as partial. The record is from RefSeq and is a predicted model, not a curated record. The transcript has a single exon.
AUGAAUAGAUAUAUAUAUUUUGUAUCGAUUGUAUUGAUGUGGAUAGAGUUGACUAGGUUGCCAGUAAUAGAGGCAGCUUGUUGUGAAGGUAUUGGAGAUGUAGUCAAUUGUACUGGAACAAUAUAUCACGAUUCAUUCUUUAUAACUUAUAAAUGUCAAGGACCAGAUGAUGAACUACAAAGUGGAGAAGUGGAGUUGUGCACUCUAUGCAUGUCAUCAAUAUCGACCAAUGCCAUUAUAUUCAUUGCGACCGUACCAUCAUCAGCAAUACUAAUUGGAAUAGUAGUUUGUCUAUGGUGUUGUUGUAAGAGACGUAGACAAGCUGCCAAACGUUCAUUCAAAGGACAGACAUCGUCGGAUCAACAACAAUAUAAUAUACAACAACAACAACAAUAUCAACAAUUAUUACAUCAACAACAACAACAAUUAUAUUAUCAACAGGUAUACGAUCCAGCUACUCCACCUGUAUUCACAGAUUAUACAAUGAUCAUUCCGAAUUCAUCCGCAUCAGGUCAGGUCUAUGUUUCAAUUGGACAGUCGACUCCAACAUCCUCACCUGCAUCAGGCUACGCCUACACCUACCAGAAUUACCAUACUCCUGGUGGAGGUAAUCACUUCCAAUCAAUGCAU